This is a messenger RNA of Daldinia loculata, 1086 nucleotides long. RefSeq lists its product as uncharacterized. NCBI's taxonomy places the organism in Eukaryota, Fungi, Ascomycota, Sordariomycetes, Xylariales, Hypoxylaceae. The record is from RefSeq and is a predicted model, not a curated record. The transcript has a single exon. The coding region runs from base 234 to 755 and encodes 173 amino acids.
AAAUCCCGGUAACCGUUUUAGAACAGCAAACAACAAACAACUUGGGAAAACUAGUGCUUUGUGCAUGAGAUAUUCUAGCAAUGACUAAGUAUUGCUUUGAAAUAGGCACACCCCAUGGGCUAUAAAUACAAGCCUAACGCAUAGUAGUAGUCCGAUCUAAACCAAAUCAGACCUUAAUAAUUCAUACCUUAGCCAAGUCAGACCUUAAUCAACUCCUUAAGAUACCAUACAAAAUGUUCGCCAGGCAUCCGGAGACGGUUAAGUCGCUUCAAAUCUCCCUGAGGUUGAAGAGCCGGCGUGAUGCGGAGGCGUUGAUUGAGGUCGAUGAAGUUAAGGAAGCGUUCCGGCUUUACAUGAAUAGGUGUCUUACGGCGGCCUCCAUGAAUAGGGAGUUGCCCGACUGGAAGAAUGUCGACGACUACUUGCAAAGCCUUCGCACGUCGUCUGUGGUUCGAAACAAGGUGAAGACGUUAAAGGAGGCAGUAGAAGAUGAGUGCAAGUCGGCGCCAUACGAGCUCCUACCCCAUGUGUCAAUGUUUGCCCUGCGAAUCAUGAGUUUCUUGACAACUGCCCGGGGCGAGGUGUUCGAUGUCAUCUUAGAUGCCGAGAUAGCAAAGGGCCCCGAAGACAUCCAGUUUGACCGCUGCAUUAGGAUCAUGCACUUGUUGGGUUUCCUUGUCAACCAGGACCGAGAGACGAGGAGAGCCAGAGAGGCUGAGAAAACCCGGCAAGCGAUUGGACAUAACUGGAUAUGAGGCCGCUCUAUGUGACGACGUGAUGAUAUAGCAUGAGACUCGUUCGCUGGUUUCGAACGUGUUAAAGAUGUUUAAUGUUUAACUGUCUCUUUUAAACUGUUCGAUGUAGGUUCCCCGUCUAACAAAUAAAUAAAAUUUAAUUAAUACCUCCUUUUUUCUCUUGCUUUCAUUCGGAGUUUAAUGUCUUUCAUUUGUUCGCCGUAUCCUUAUGUUAUGUAUCUCUCAUUGCCGUUCAUCCGUCUACCCCAUCUAUUCUAUUCCUCUCGUUUCCUCUAUCUGUAUCCGUAGCGUUCCUCCUGCCUUUUCCGCCUCCUUAGCAGAUACUUAAGCA